Molecule: messenger RNA, 1242 nt
Organism: Ustilago hordei
Lineage: Eukaryota; Fungi; Basidiomycota; Ustilaginomycetes; Ustilaginales; Ustilaginaceae
Exons: 1
Coding region: 1-1242 (413 amino acids)
Source: RefSeq, a predicted model, not a curated record
AUGCUCGGCAAGACGCUCAAAGCUUUCAUCCUGCUCCAGCUGGUAGUCCUGGCGACUCUUGCUCCGAUUCUUUUCGCACAACGUUUAGGGCCUCAACGCGUCCCCAGCAAUGGGGAACAACAACGAGCCCAUGAAGGGUUCCUCAAUCAAUAUCCUGAAGAAACUCGGGCAACUAUUUGUGCCAAUCGCGGCUUUACGAUGCAAAUCCCUGGUCACAGUGCACCUGCAUACAUCAGUCCUGCCCACAUCGGCUAUUACCAUGCCAUCAAAGUCCCAUCGGAAACCUUGAAGGAAUGUCUCCUCAAUCACAUGAUGGAACGGGGCCAACCUUUCUUUGCCGAACACCCAGACGGAGAUGUGUACUUCUAUAGCGAAAGAACACGUGGGAAAGGGUUCGAAGAGGAACAGGUCGAAGAAACUCAAGCUGCAGGUGUCAGAGAGGUUCUCAGCCGAGAAGGCUCUCGCACCGUCAUCCUACCUAAAAGCAAUCUUGCCGGUGAAGUUGCCGAGACGAGCCGGAAUGCCAGAUCGGGCCUCUCUUCCUUGAGAAAGAUUUGGAAGAGGUCACCCCUUGAGACUAAAGGUAAAACUUCCGUUGGAGACAUACUCCCUCCGAUCGACGAAGAUGAAGUACUCCUGCACAAGGCAGACCAAAACAGUCUUCUGGACACAGGAGCUCUGCAGCGUGAGGAACUUUUGCCCGCUCCAAGAUCCGUGCCCAUCCGAGAAGGGACCAAAGGCUCCUGGUUCUCCGGCUGGAAGUUCCCUUGGUAUGGUGACCGUAGUCUUUCGCCUUCCUUGAGCACGAAGCAGGUCAAUCAAUUGCUUGAAACUUCAAAACUCAGACCAUCAGCCGGCUCACUUAAGGUGUGGCCAGCUACAUUUCGAAAGCAAUUCCUCGCAGUCAAGCUGCCCGGCUACGGAUGGGACGCUGCUACAAUCAAUCGAAUGAGGAAAACAAAUAUGCCUUUCUUCGUUGAAGGAGCUGAUGGUAAGGUUUGGUACCAUAACCCUAAAAAUCAGCCAACGAGAUUUGUUAGGACUAAGAAUAGAUUUGACAAAGAGGUUCGAAGAGCUAUCAGGGAGCAAAAGGUUGACACGGUGGAAAUGCCAUCAUUUGCUAUCAGACCAGCAGCUACGGAGGCAAGAUCGGAACUUUCUUUGACUCAGAGACCCACCAAAGGAGCCAGAGAAUUGUUUGGUAGAGUUGCGGGCGGGUUCAAGUACUUUCGUGGACCUUGA